UUUCCCGGCCUGCACAUGCCGCGGCUUGGACAGAAGUGCGUUUGUCUGAACUUCUCCGCUGGCUCCAGCUGAACAUAAAGACGCGCGAUCCCGCCUCUCGUGUCUGCGCGCUGCCGGGCGGUCCCUUGCUCGGGGAAAUGACCAUACGGCCGGGUGCUGGCGGAACUCGGAUGUGGCCUGUUUGAGGCGCAGACGGAAAUCCUUUUCACCUGUUCGAUGCUCGGUUGUUAAGAACGAGAUCUUUCUCACCAUCACCUUCUCGACAACGCCCGCCGUCCCCAUGACCCGCCGGCGUUGACUCGAAUACCCGGCAAACACUGAAUUUCGACCGCGAGACGCGACCCGGGAGUUGGAAUCCGCCAAGGUCGGCUCGCCAUGGGCCAUUCGUCGAAAUUCGUGUUUCCCCUGCCGGGCCGGAAGCAGAAGCCAGCGUCGACAGCUCCCUUGCCGAUAUCAGGGCCGCUGCUGACCAAGGCGCAGAAGGUCCUUGGAGCCAGCGAGAUUCAGAUCGACUCGGUUGGCCCCCCUACCGACUCUCGCUGGGCGUGGGAGGCUCAAUCCAACUCCGGUAUCAGCGUCUCGGUCUCUGAGACAACAGCAGGCCGUACAAAUGAGGGCGUCGGCCCGAGCUCUGCGCAUGACGGAUGGGUUGGCUCCAAGAUGCAGCGGGAGAGGCAGUGGGAGGCUGAUUCGGACGUUAUACCACCUGCUCUUAACAGGCAACCGGAUAUUGCUGCAUCCAUGGUCUACGAUGUUGCCACAGAUGCUUCGAGCCUCCGUCGGCGCCAGUCCAGCUCGACUAUCACGUCAUACUACGACAAGUCGAAACUCCCCCUCUCAAUAUCACAGCAGACUUCCAACUCAGCCAUGGCAAAGGGACUCCCCUCCAAAGCCUACGCAUUACUCGACCCUGAUGGCGAGUUAGCACCCGAACCCAGGGGCAUGAAGAAAAAGAAGCCCUCUCGGCUCGAUCUGUCUUCGUUGCUGCAAAAGCACAGAUCCCCAAUGUUCCUCAGCCCUGAGCCGCCUAGAGAACACCUUCUCGGAUCCGACAUGUUGACGAAAUCACCCUCCAUUAUGUCUGUUUCAUCGGCCCAGAGUCCGCCACCAAUCCUGCAGCGUGUGGAUCGGAAAAUCAGGAAGAAAAAGACACGCGAAUCACUUGUUGAGCACCCGGUGCGACCUUCCUCGCCUCAUGGCGUCGCCGGCAGGUCCGAGAACGGCCAGCGGAAGCAGCCCACCAAGGCAGACGUUGACUUGCACAAUCUCUACGACCAUUAUGAGCAGAGAACGUUCGCCGAUGCCAUAAACCGGGAGCUGCACGAAAACGACGACUACCGUCUCGAGCGGCCGGCUCUGGACCAGCAGCUUCCAGGUUACCCUACACCGCCCGCCAGUCAUUCCGGGAAGACCUACCUGUCCCCUUUCCCCACCAACGGGGCUCGAGUGGGACACUCAGCUAAACAGUCAUUGACACCGGGAAAACUCACCGAGGCAACAUUGAAGGGGGCCGCAUGUGCAUCCAGUCCAGCCUCUUUGCCUGCUGACUGUGCCAGCGUCUCGAGUAGACAUACUAGGACGUCAAAGGCGUCGAAGCGGACGGACCGCAGCCUCACCGAUAUUGACUUGCUUCAGAAUAGCGUGCUGGCUCUAUCGUCUGACUCGGAAGAUGACUGCGAGCUCUCCUCCAAAGGCUCGCUUGUGGUCCCCCAGCUCAGCGACGAGCAAGCCAGCCCUACCAGCUCCCAUGUUACAUCACAGCGUGCGGAACGGCAAGACGGCAACAGGAGCAAGCCGGUAAAGCGUGCCAGCUUUGCAGAGAGUCCCCAGUUCUUUCCUGCCGAAGAUGCAGGAACAAAACCACCCAAGAUCAGCGCACGGUCAAGCUCGUUGAACUCCAAAUCAUCCUCGAAGCAGGUCCAAACUUUGACUCAGACGGCAUCACUGUUGUCAGUUGGGAGUUCGUCGACUGAGCGCUCAACCUCGCGUGUUUCUUCACAGAGCUUGAGCCCCCAGACAGGCGUUGCAGCGAAGAAGGGAUCGGGACCCAAACGAGGUGACAAGUCAACCAGGGCGACGGCAGUCGAGGCCGAGUUAAACUUCCCAGUACCACCACUGCACCGUUCUCAGCAACCGUUGUCGCGCGGGCCGGAGCAGUCACCGCCUGUUACGCCCAGCAGCUUGGAUCUGUACCUGCAAAGUCAUCGGUCCGCCGUGGGGCACGAGGUUGGAUCAAUCCACAGCGGCGCAAGCAUAGGAAGUGCGAUAUUGGCAGGCCGACGUGGGAGCACUGCCAGCAGCAUCAACGAUGGCAGCAGUGGGCGGUUUAUGGCGGUAACACGGCAGGAAGAAAUGCUGCUUGCUGCUCUCCGGAUGAAGCGCGCUAGGAUGCGCGAGGACAUCAUUGCCGAAUUCGAGGAGGAGAUAGAGAGGGAGGAGCACCAACUCAGUCGCGAAAUGACGAAUGACAGCAUUUCUACAAACGGCGGCAUGUCGCGGCAAUCUUCCAGGAGCACGAUGCGGCUAGAGACUGGGGCUCUGAGUGCUCGUCCGCGUCAGAAGGGGACGAGGGAAACUAGCAAUAAGGGGCACGAGGCCCUGGCAGCAGGCAAGACCGAGAUUGGUUCGGGCCUCGACCAUUUCCUCCGUUACGGUGACAGCGUGGACCUCGAAGCGGGUCCAAACAAGGGCGGCAUACCCGACGUAGCCCAUGUCCCAAAUUUGACGGGAGCGAGACAAAGAGCAUCCCUGACAGCGACGACGAGGUCGCACAGCAAGUCUCGACGAGGCGACCGGAACAUCCCUCGACGCGGGUCCGGAGAUGGCAGUCCUAAGGGGCAAAAGGGCCAUCCUCACCAAAUCUUGGAGGAUCCGGCCGAAGACGACGAAGCAGGGGUCCCGCGGCCGGACUCACCCAUCUCUCCGAUGGACUUUCCGGCACCGGCGUCGAUCACAAACAAGAAGCAAGUGAGGCUGAGCGCCGUGGGCUACUACAAGCCCAACAUUGAGGCGGGUUGGUGGGGUGAUUCUGGCUAAGGGAACCACACAAGUUGGAGAG
Molecule: messenger RNA, 3058 nt
Organism: Canariomyces notabilis
Lineage: Eukaryota; Fungi; Ascomycota; Sordariomycetes; Sordariales; Chaetomiaceae
Exons: 1
Coding region: 376-3036 (886 amino acids)
Source: RefSeq, a predicted model, not a curated record